CAGCACUUCACGACCAUCCGUGGGAACAGCUGCAGAGAGAGCAGCGCGUUUUAGAGGCUCACAUCGGGACCCAGAGGAAAAGCUUUUUAGAGGGGCUUUAGUUUCAGGUGGUGUGUGGAGGUGGGAUGAGGUUCUUCACUGAUUUGUUUGCUGUAGAGCGUGGUGGCACUUUGAGGAGCUCCUGAAGCCGUCGGAAAGCAGGCGUGGAACGUGUUCCAACACCAAUUUUCUCAUCAAUGUAGGAGCAACACUACGUGAUGGGACUACCUCUGGACGGCCCAGAUACAAACAGCGAUGCACCCAAAUACGAGCUGGGAGAGGAGGAGGAGGAGGAAGGUGAAAGCCAAACAGAGACCUACAUCCCCUACCGGCCGCCACCCACCACCAAGAAGAGAAGGAAAUACAAGAGGAGAUUGGCUAUCAACCUCGCCAGCUGCAAAUAUGAAAGCGUGCGGCGAGCGGCCCGCAGGUACGGCCUCAAGGAGACGGGGGAAGAUGAAGACUGGGCUCUGGUUUGGACUGACUACUCCGUGUCUCUGGACCGUGUUAGGGACAUGAAGCGUUACCAGAAAAUAAACCAUUUCCCAGGGAUGAGUGAGAUCUGCCGCAAGGAUUUUUUGGCGAGGAACUUGAACCGCAUGCUGAAGCUUUUCCCUAAAGACUAUAAUAUCUUCCCCAGAACAUGGUGCCUCCCUGCAGACUACAGUGACUUCCAAGCCUACGUCAGAGCCAAAAAACACAAGACUUACAUCUGUAAGCCAGAUACAGGGUGCCAAGGUAAAGGCAUCUUCAUCACUAAGUCCAGUAAAGACAUACAACCUGGAGAGCACAUGAUCUGCCAGGUUUACAUCUCUAAGCCACUCAUAAUUGACCGAUUCAAGUUUGACCUGAGGGUUUAUGUGCUGGUGACGUCAUGCGACCCGUUCAGGAUUUUCAUGUUUAAGGAAGGUUUGGCUCGCUUUUGCACCAGGAAGUACAACGAGCCUACGCAAAGCAACGUGGACGAUGUAUGCAUGCAUCUCACGAACUACUCCAUCAACAAGAACAGCGAGAACUUUGUCCGCGAUGAAAACUGUGGCAGCAAACGAAAGCUGUCCAGCCUCAACAAGCACCUCGAGCACUUAAACUACAACACAGAGAAGAUGUGGACCGACAUCGAGGACAUCAUCAUUAAGACUCUGAUAUCUGCUCACCCCAUCCUGAAGCACAACUACAACACGUGUUUCCCCAACCACAUCUCCACCAGUGCCUGUUUCGAGAUCCUCGGCUUCGACGUGCUGCUGGACCACCGGCUCAAACCCUGGCUGCUGGAGGUUAAUCACUCGCCCAGUUUCACCACGGACUCUUCGCUGGAUCGGGAGGUGAAGGACGCGCUCCUGUACGACGCUCUGGUUCUCAUCAACCUGGGCGCCUGCGACCGACGCAAGAUCAUCUUGGAGGAGAGACGCAGGGUGAAGGACAGGCUGCAGCAGAACCGCUCCAGAGAGGCCAGGACAGAGGAGCUGCGACAGAGCCAGGCGGCCACGGUGGAACAGAUGGAGGAGUACGAGGCCAAACACCUGGGGGGUUUUAAACGGAUCUACCCCAGAGACGGGGGCGAGAAAUACGACAAGUACUUCAAACACAGCAGCUCGCUCUUCCAGGAAACGGCUGCGUCCAAGGCCAGAGAGGAGUGUGCCAGGCUGCAGCUGCAGGAGCUGCGGUUGAAGCAGGAGGAGAAUGAGCGCCACCUGAAGGUGAACAGAAGGAGAGAAACGCAGGGGGAGACGGCUGGGGAGAGGAGCAAACCCCGGCAAGCGCCAGUGCAGCCUCCCCGUGACCUGCUGCCUUCGGAUCUGCCCCACGUUGGCGCUCAGGACAAUCAGGCGGCUCAGUGUUUGCAAUCCGAUAUCUCUGGAGCUUUUGUGGGUUUAGACACUGCAGACCUCCAAGAUGAGGUGGACGAGGAGGAGGAACAGGAGCGGCACGAGUCCCUGCUCCAGAGACAGAAACUAGUGGAGGGCCUGGGGGUGGUGGACAAGGUCCAUGAGCUGCUGCAGAACCGGGCAGAGGGAGGGGCCCUCUACCAUUAUUCCACAGACAUCGGUUGUCAGAGUCAGCAUCAGAGGAGAGACACAAACUUCCUAACAAACUACUCUGACAAACACAGAUAUCAGCAGAGGAGCCUGAACGAGCACACCUGCCUGCAACUGGACGUGGAGAGCCUCCACAGGAUGGGAGAAGGGCGCAGGACCUCCUGCACCCACCUGGGAGCCUGUCAAGUUAACAGCACCAUGGACGCCUCAAAGACCAGAGGAAAGGUCCCCGUCGUAAACCCCAAGAGGGGUCUGCGCUGCGGCAACUCGUCCAACCACGCCGUAGACCUGCCGAGCCUCCUCAUCGUCUCCACGCGCGUCCCGCUGCUCCGGAGGCCUGGCUUCUCUCACGUCAACCACAGCUCCCCCCGGACAGUCCCCCGGCCCUAUAAGAGAUUCUGAGGAGCGGGGCCCACCGACCUCUGAAGCCCCUCGAAGGAGAACCGGGAGAUCCAGACGGGGACAGCGCGAUCUGUGCAGGAUUUGUUAAAGCACCUGGGUGGUGGAGGCAGAGCAAUAUUUAACUGUGAAUUUAUAGUAAAAUACACAGUGCCUGUAUGAAAAAAUGCUGUAAUGGAUUUUAUAUCUGCGAAGCUCAAGUUUACACUCCUUUAAUAAAGCAGCCCACAAAAAUAUGAAGUUUUAUAUCAUAUAAAACCCUCGUUGAGUGCCAUGAUACAAAAAAAAAAAUCAGUUAUCUGCUAUAUUAAAAAAGAGAGAUGUAUUUAAUCUGAGAACAUUUUAAAUAAAGAAACUGGGUUAUUCAAAUCA
Molecule: messenger RNA, 2846 nt
Organism: Gambusia affinis (western mosquitofish)
Lineage: Eukaryota; Metazoa; Chordata; Actinopteri; Cyprinodontiformes; Poeciliidae
Gene: ttll6
Product: tubulin tyrosine ligase-like family, member 6
Exons: 18
Coding region: 258-2477 (739 amino acids)
Biological process (GO): microtubule cytoskeleton organization; protein polyglutamylation
Cellular component (GO): cilium
Molecular function (GO): tubulin-glutamic acid ligase activity; tubulin binding
Source: RefSeq, a predicted model, not a curated record